Triticum turgidum subsp. durum (durum wheat) is the source of this 303-nucleotide messenger RNA. The record is from the annotation of a GenBank genome assembly. NCBI's taxonomy places the organism in Eukaryota, Viridiplantae, Streptophyta, Magnoliopsida, Poales, Poaceae.
AUGUGCUACCUUGAGUCGCGCGACCACUAUGCCUGUGCCGAGGCGGAGGCUGCUGCCACUCUCGACGCCCUCUGCUGCAUGCUCUCGCCGGUGGCGUUCGCAAAGCCUGCAAGUGUUGCACCCCUCCUCCCAAAGGGCAAGGUGAAGGAAGGUGCCUGUGUGGUUCUUCUGCAGCUCCCAAUGAGGAUUGUUGUGUCCAACCUGCACAAGAAUGCCAAGAAGUCCUUCUCGGAGACGAUUAAGGACAUGUACCUGCACUACAACAAGAGAUCUGGGCUGCUUUUUUGUGGCUUCCAAACUUGA